Haemorhous mexicanus (house finch) is the source of this 3981-nucleotide messenger RNA. It is a transcript of the gene NGFR, whose product is annotated as nerve growth factor receptor. Gene Ontology annotation, biological process: Rho protein signal transduction. Lineage: Eukaryota; Metazoa; Chordata; Aves; Passeriformes; Fringillidae. Gene Ontology annotation, molecular function: nerve growth factor binding; death receptor activity; coreceptor activity. Bases 62 to 1318 code for a protein of 418 amino acids. Gene Ontology annotation, cellular component: cell surface; plasma membrane. The transcript has 6 exons. The record is from RefSeq and is a predicted model, not a curated record.
GCGAGGGCAGCCCGGCCGCGCUCCGGCUCCCGGGGGUGUCACCGGCCCCGCUCCCCCCGCCAUGGCCGGGCUCCUGCCGCUGCUGCUGCUCCUGCUGCCGGCGGGCCCCGGGGCCGGCGCCUCCAAGGACGAUUGUGUCUCCAAGCUGUUCACGGCCAGCGGGGAGUGCUGUCGGCUCUGCAACGUGGGCGAGGGCGUGGUGCAGCCCUGCGGGGUCAACCAGACCGUCUGCGAGCCCUGCCUGGACAGCGUCACCUUCUCGGACACGGCCAGCGCCACGGAGCCGUGCAAGCCGUGCACGCAGUGCGAGGGGCUGCAGAGCAUGUCGGCGCCCUGCGUGGAGACCGACGACGCCGUGUGCCGCUGCGCCUACGGCUACUUCCAGGACGAGGCCAGCGGGAGCUGCCGCGAGUGCCGCGUCUGCGAGGUGGGCUUCGGCCUCAUGUUCCCCUGCAAGGACUCGCAGGACACCGUGUGCGAGGAGUGCCCCGAGGGCACCUUCUCCAGCGAGGCCAACUUCGUGGAUCCCUGCCUGCCCUGCACCACCUGCGAGGAGAACGAGGUGCUGGUGCGGGAGUGCACGGCCGUGGCGGACGCGGAGUGCCGGGGACUCCACCCUCGCUGGACAACGCAGGCCCCGUCCCUGGGGGGCUCUGAGAGCCCCGAGGUGGCCACCAGGGAGCCGCUGAGCACCGAGGGGGGGGCCAGCACUGUGGGGGACACGGCCACAACCGUCAUGGGCAGCUCGCAGCCCGUGGUGACCCACGGCACCAGUGACAACCUCAUCCCUGUCUACUGCUCCAUCCUGGCCGCCGUGGUGGUGGGGCUGGUGGCCUACAUCGCCUUCAAGAGGUGGAACAGCUGCAAGCAGAACAAGCAAGGGGCCAACAACCGCCCGGUGAACCAGACGCCGUCCCCCGAGGGGGAGAAGCUGCACAGCGACAGCGGCAUCUCCGUGGACAGCCAGAGCCUGCACGAGCAGCAGCCCCCCGGGCAGGGCACCCAGGGGCCAGCAGCUCCCAAGGCCGAGGGCAGCCCCUACUCGGCGCUGCCGGCCAGCAAGCAGGAGGAGGUGGAGAAGCUGCUGGGCAGCUCGGCCGAGGACACGUGGCGGCAGCUGGCCGGGGAGCUGGGCUACAAGGAGGAGCUGAUCGAGUCGUUCACGCGCGAGGAGGCGCCGGCGCGGGCGCUGCUGGCGCACUGGGCCGGCCGCGAGUCGGCCACGCUGGACGCGCUCCUGGCCGCCCUGCGCCGCCUGCAGCGCGGCGACAUCGCCGACAGCCUGGCCAGCGAGUCCACGGCCACCUCGCCCGUCUGAAGGGUGGCCCCGGAGGGGCUGUCCCCGCCCGGUUUUGGCGGGGAUGUGGUGGGGUCACCCCCGGUGCAGCUCCCGGUUACGGUACCGGCUCCUGAUCUCAAAUCCCGGCUGUGGGAUGGACGGACAGAUGGACAGAUGGACACGGGAGAGACCGCCGUGCUCUCAGCCCUCUCCUCUCCUCUCCUUCCAGCUCCUUCUUCCUGGGGCUCCUCUUCCUCCUGCCUCGCCCGUUUCCCUCCAGCACCCCCAAAUCCGGCGGCUUUCCCCCCAAACCGGGGGCUCUGGAGCCGCCCCCCGGGAUUUGGGGGCUCCGAGGGGCUGGGGGAGGGGACCCGGCUCCCCACACUGUGAAAUUCGGGGUGCGGCCCCCCCACAGCUCCACGGGGAUUUGGGGGGAGCAGCCGGGACCACCCCAGCCACCGAGGAGCAGAUUUUGGGGUGCCACGACCCCCCCGUGGGGGCUGCAGGGGACACCGAGGGGACACCGAGGGGACAUCGAGGGGACACUGAAGGUGGAAAGCGCUGACCAAGUGCCUGCCCCGCGGGGACACCCCCAGGGCUCUGCUCCUCCCUCCCGCCCUGUCCCCGCUGUCCCCGAGCUGGACCAGGCCACCCUGCCACCACUGCACUGUCCCCGAGCUGGGCCAGGCCACCCUGCCACCACUGCACUGUCCCCACUGUCCCCACCCUGCUGAAAGGGCUCCUGCUGUGCCAGCACUGUGAAGGGUGGCUCGGGAAUGUCCCCGCGGGUCCCUCUGUCACCUCCCGGGGAGGUGACAUCACUCAAAGGGCGUUUUGGGGGCCCGGCUGGGUGAGCUGGAGCUGCCACCAGCCUGGGGAGUGUCCCCUGAGCUGCCACCAUCCUGGGGAGUGUCCCCUGGGCUGUCACCAUCCUGGGGAUGUCCCCAUGGCUGUCACCAUCCUGGGGAGUGUCCCCUGGGCUGUCACCAGCCUGGGGAUGUCCCCUGGGCUGCCACUGGCCUGGGGAUGUCCCCUGAGCUGCCACCAAGCUCCCAGCAAUGUCCCCAAGGCCAGGUAUGGGCACUGCCCCGGGCCAGGUGUGGCCGCUCCCUCCCCUCUGGAUUCAUCCCAAAAUUCCUCCCCGAAGGCAGAACGGAAUUUUCCCAGAACAGGAUUUUCCCAGAACGGGAUUUUUUUUCCCAGAACGGGAUUUUCCCAGAACAGGAUUUUCCAGGAACGGGAUUUUCCCAGAACGGGAUUUUCCAGAACGGGAUUUUUUUCCCUGAACAGGAUUUUCCCGGAAUGGGAUUUUCCCAGAAUGGGAUUUUUCCCAGAAUGGGACUUUCCCAGAACGGGAUUUUCCCAGAACAGGAUUUUCCCUGAGCAGGAUUUUCCCUGAACAGGAUUUUCCCGGAAGGGGAUUUUCCAGGACAGGAUUUUCCCAGAAUAGGAUUUUCCCAAAACAGGAUUUUCCCAGAACAGGAUUUUCCCUGAACGGGAUUUUCCCUGAACAGGAUUUUCCCAGAACGGGAUUUUUUUCCCAGAAUGGGAUUUUCCAGGAACGGGAUUUUCCCAGAACGGGAUUUUCCCGGAACGGGAUUUUCCCAGAAUGGGAUUUUCCCGGAACGGGAUUUUCCCUGAACAGGAUUUUCCGGCCCUCCCAGAGGAGAGAUCUGUAAAUAGGACUUUGGUGUUUGACCAGUGCUCGAUGUGACCCCCUUGGGGACAGCCCUGUCCCCUCUCCACUUCCCGCUGGGAAUUCCCAUCCCAACCCUUUGGUCCCUAAAGGCUCCACGGGGAGCCAGAGGAACGUUCACCCCAAAACCCCACGGCAGGGUCGGGAUGUGCCCGGCAGAGCUCGGAGUCUCCCGGGGGCUGGAGCUGCAUCCAUGGGAUUCCAGAUCCCCCAGAUUGUUCUGGAAAUUUCCCUCCUGCUGUGCUCUGGAUGGUGGAGAACCCAGGCUGGGAUCUGGAGGGUUCCAGCCAAGUUUCCCCAGAAUGUUCUGGAAAUUUCCCUCCCUGCUAUGCUCUGGAUGGUGGAGAACCCAGGCUGGGAUUUGGGGGAUUCCAGAUCCCCCCAGAAGCUUCUGGAACUUUCCCUCCCUGCUGUGCUCUGGAUGUUGUUGAACCCAGGCUGGGAUCUGGAGGGUUCUAGCCAAGAUCCCCCCAGAAUGUUCUGGAAAUUUCCCUCCCUGCUGUGCUCUUUAUGAUGGAGAACCCAGGAUGGGAUUUGGAGGAUUCCAGAUCCCCCAGAAUCUUCUGGAAAUUUCCCUCCCUGCUGUGCUCUGGAUGGUGGAGAACCCAGGCUGGGAUUUGGGGGAUUCCAGAUCCCCCAGAAUGUUCUGGAAAUUUCCCUCCCUGUUGUGGUCUUUAUGAUGGAGAACCCAGGCUGGGAUUUGGAGGAUUCCAGAUCCCCCAGAAUGUUCUGGAAAUUUCCCUUCCUGCUGUGCUCUGGAUGGUGGAGAACCCAGGCUGGGAUCUGGAGGGUUCCAGCACCCAGAUCCCCCAGAAUGUUCUGGAAAUUUCCCUCCUGCUGCACUCUGGAUGGUGGAGAACCCAGGCUGGGAUCUGGGGGGUUCCAGCACCCAGAUCCCCCAGAAUGUUCUGGAACUUUCCCUCCCUGCUGUGCUCUGGAUGUUGUUGAACCCAGGCUGGGAUCUGGAGGGUUCCAGCACCCCCAGAAUGUUCUGGAAAUUUCCCUC